This is a messenger RNA of Phyllopteryx taeniolatus (common seadragon), 3722 nucleotides long. RefSeq names its product 4-galactosyl-N-acetylglucosaminide 3-alpha-L-fucosyltransferase 9-like. Gene Ontology annotation, molecular function: alpha-(1->3)-fucosyltransferase activity. NCBI's taxonomy places the organism in Eukaryota, Metazoa, Chordata, Actinopteri, Syngnathiformes, Syngnathidae. The transcript has 2 exons. Bases 446 to 1531 code for a protein of 361 amino acids. The record is from RefSeq and is a predicted model, not a curated record. Gene Ontology annotation, cellular component: membrane.
CACGAGGACGAACUUAGUCACUGGGUGUAACCUCAAUGGUUAGUCGACCUGUGCAAUAGAAGGUUGAAUGGUACUCUCGGAAAGCUCACCACUAAAAGUGGCAGUAAAACUACAAGUUUAAUCUCUCUAUGACCUUACGUUCAAAGGUUAUUUCAAUUGGAACUAUAUGGGAACCCCAAAAUCCUGGUGGAGGUACUUACCACAUUUGAAGACGGACAUGUUAUGCUUGGAGAGCAUACCUGAGAAAAGUAGGGGGAAAACCAAUGCUGUUGCCACUGGAAAGCUCACGCCUAAAAAGUAGGGGUAAAACUUUUUAGUCGAGUACAUCUGCCUCACAUUCCUGAGGACCGAGGUUCUAGCUUCACCUGUGAGCUGGCAUGUUGUCCCUGUGCCUGCGUGGGUUUUGUGCGGAUGUCCUGGUUUCCUCCCACAUACAAAAACAUGCAUGGUCAGAGUAAUGUCAUCGAAACCAGUUCACAGGAUCCUACGAUUGCUUCUUCUGGGCACAUUCAUCCUAGGAUGCUUCGUGACUCUCUUUUUGAUGUAUUCUAAGCCGUCCAUGUGCUGGCUGUCAGGUCCUGUGGAGUACCCCUCUACCAGCGAGCACGUCGAGGGCGUCUUCACCGAGAGCGACCGCAACGUGACCAUGGUGCUCGUCUGGUUCUGGCCCUUCAGAAGGAGUGGCAGCCUGAACGUAUGCGCCUCGCGGUUCAACAUUGAUGGCUGCUUCAUCACGACCAACCGGAAGCACUACAAAAAGUCGGACGGCGUCAUCAUCUACCAUCGUCAAAUCCGCUCCGACUCGUCCAACCUGCCGUCGGGCCGUCCGUCCUUCCAGAAAUGGAUCUGGGUGAAUAUAGAGUCGCCGACGCACUCUCCCCAGCUGGCUGGCAUCGAUAACCUCUUCAACCUGACGCUCAACUACCGCCGUGACGCCGAUAUCACAGUGCCUUAUGGCUCUGUGGUUUCCACCGAGGGUGAGGAUGACUUUGUCCCGCCCAGCAAGAACAAGCUGCUCUGCUGGAUCGUGAGCGACUGGAAGCAGAACUACACGCGCGUCAAGUACUACAACGAGCUGCAGAAGCACAUCGAAGUGCACACAUAUGGCAGGGCCUUCAAAAAGUACCUCGACAAGCAGGAGUAUGUCCCCACCCUGGCCAGUUGCAAGUUCUACCUAGCGUUCGAGAACUCCAUCCACAAGGACUACAUCACCGAGAAGUUCUACAACCCGCUGGACGUGGGCACUGUACCCGUGGUGCUGGGCCCGUCGCGGCAGAACUACGAGAACUUUAUCCAGGGCGACGCCUUCAUCCACGUGGAUGACUUCGCGUCGCCUAAGGAGCUGGCCGACUACCUGCUGCUACUGGACAAGAACGAGGCGAUGUACCGAAGAUACUUUGAGUGGCGGCGGCACUUUAAGGUGAAGACGCUGCAGUUCUGGAAAGACCACAUGUGCCUGGCCUGCGACUACCUGCGGAGGCACAGGGAGUACAAGGCGGUCAAGAACCUGGACAAGUGGUACUGGGGCUGAGCCAGUUUGUGUCACUGGUGAAGGCUUUAUGACGUUUAUUCAUCAGCCUCACCAAAAUACCUCCCCGGGGCCUGCACAUUUUGUUUUUGUAUUGAUUCAGUGACCCAUUUUAUUUCACGUGUGCCAAUUUUGAUUAGCCUUAUUUUUACAUUUCUCCUGUCCCCCGCAAACACAUUCGACAGCGUUUCUUAUCAGCAAUCCUUCUUUGAAAUGUAAAAUACAUUACAAAUAAAAUGUAUUAUUAUUAUUGUUAUGAUUAUUAUCAUCAAACACUGAUGCCAUACUCUGCCUACAGGGACAAAAUGAGAAAAAAAAAACUUUUAAAAUCACCAUUUAGCUGUUGUGAUGUCACCGGGGGGCUGGGAGUGACGCAGACUCGAUUGGGUCAGGGAAUUUUACUUUGAAGAUUUCCCAACCUUGUUUUUCAAGACACGAGAAAUAUACCAGUGUCCUGAUGUCCCUCCACUCGUACAUUUUCUUGUCAAUAGAUAACCAAACAAUGGAUUUCAUAUUUAAUAAGAAAUAUUAACUGAUUCACGGAUCCAAUUUGUAACAUCAUUCGAGAUACAUAGACCAUUUGAGCUCACACUCUUACCUGAACCUGAACCUUGAAGCAAGCACACUUGGGAUCUUUGAUGAAGAACUUCUGUCUUUUAAACUUCAUACCCAGAGAGGGCAUAACAGACAUUAUGGUUAGAAAAAAAGCGCAUUCAAAAGUCAAACAUCUGCCCGCAACACAAAGCAAAAAAAAUAAUAAAUAAAAAAAAUCAGGUUAGUGACGGCUCGUUACUUAACAAACUCGUAGGUUGUGGAACUCAUACGUCAAGGUACCAUUGUAUUUAUUUUUCUGACAAAUUUUUACCUUUCCUCCCUACAUUUGAGCACAGAUAUCUGUACUUCCAACUCAUUACGUUGUUAAAAUAGGCUUGUUACUUUCUUCAACCUCUGCAGAUGACACCAUGACGUUGAAAAGACAGUCCACUGCCUUAUUUUAGAGAAUUGUUUGAUUUUGUCAGCUCCAAGUAUGAUUCGUAAAAGUGUUGUGUAUUGUGCCAGCCUGAAAACCAUCAGAUUCUGAUGUGUAAAAAUUCUCCUUUGAUUCUAAAAAUGGCAUGAAGUAAGAUGUAUUUUUUUCAAGUUGUUAUCAUUAGCUAAUUUAGCAUUUUCUUCGUUAUUCAGUUGACAAUGUCAUGGUGAUUUGAUAGCAUAAAAGCCUGAGGUUUAUUUCAUUGUGUCAAGUUACCAAAACAGGUAUUCUAUACAAUUGGUGAUACUUACUUUUUUUUAAACUUAUACUUAAGCAAAGGAGUUGAACAGCAACGUCUACUUUUACCAGUCUUUUUUUUUAAUGUAUUUCUUUUUUUUUUUUUUGCACAAGUAUCUGUACUUCUACUUAAGGACAGAGUACUUUUGCCACCUCCGCUUACGUGCUUGCAUGUGUGUGGGUAUGUGUGUAUAGCAGGAGGUUCAGUGAUGUCAUUAAUCCACUGAUGCUAUUCGAGGUUUAUUAGAAAGGCUCAGUUGACGCUGUUAGAGGGUCCGGCCAAUCUGAAGAAAAGGAAUUCUCAGCGACACUUCAGUCACAUGAUCUGCACUGAGAACCUUUCGAUCGCAGCAAAAACAAAAUAAAACAACAACAAAAAAAGAAUGAAUUAAUGAAAUUAAGGAGUAAUUGACUGACUGUAUGUCUGGCAACCAAUCUCGCCAGUCGCGACCUACAUAUCUGGUUACCUGUCGACCGAUUUAGAUAUCUGUCUAUCCAACCAACCAUUUGUCUAUUAGCUAACCUACCAACCCAUCUGUCCAUUCAUUUAGCACACCGACCGACUUUGUUUUCUGUAUUUCUGUCUAUUGACCAAAUUACCGACCAGCUAAUUUCCCUGUCUUACUAUUACUGACCACCCUACUUGCCUCACUACCUAACAACAGUCCACCUAUAUAGUACUCAUAUACGAGCUACCUACAUAAUUACCAGAGGCUGGUAGUACACGAGGUGGGCAUUUUUUUCAUUUGGGCAGUGUGCUGUGACAAUAGAGAUUUUGGCAAGGUUGUACAACAUGGAGUAGAAAAAGGAGAAAUCCGCAAUUAAUGCUAUAUACCAGUGUCCUGAGCUGUGGGACACAAAACAGAUGACGUACUGUAACGUAGUAAAAAAUAAACUGCACCCUGGACAUCCUAAAGUACACCUCAA